GGAGGAGGAGGAGGGAAAGAGGGAAGAAGGCGGGGCCUCGAGCUGCCGGUCGGAGGGACGGGCUGGUCCGCCCUUGUGCGGUGCGUUGCGGUCCGGUGAGGGGGCUGCAGGAGGGUCCGCCAGUCCGGCGCAGAGGAAUGCGCCCGCACAGAAAGCUGCAGAGCCGGUAGUGGUAGUUGGCCGUGGCGACGGGGGACGACCGGGGAAGAUGGCGGAAGGCGCGGGCCCUCAGCGGGCCGAGGAGCGCUGGGGCCGGCCGCGGGAGGAGGACUCCCACUCCUCUUCCUCCUCCUCUUCCGGGGGGCGCCUGAUCCCCGUCGUCUUCCUCGCCCUCCUCAUCGACCUGCUGGGGUUCACCCUCAUCCUGCCCCUCCUGCCGUCCAUCCUCGACCACUUCGGCAAGUCCGACGAUCGUUUGUACGCGGCCUUGCAGCACGGCGUGGAUUGGUUCGCCGCGGUCGUAGGCGUGCCGGCCGAGAGGAAGUACAACAGCGUCCUGUUCGGAGGUCUGAUCGGCUCCAUCUUUUCCAUCCUGCAGUUUCUGUCCUCCCCGCUGACGGGAGCGGCGUCGGAUUCCUACGGCCGGAGACCCGUCAUGCUGGUGACUUCGGUGGGUCUGAUCGCGUCCUACGCCCUGUGGGCCCUGUCCAGGAGCUUCGGGGGCUUCCUCUUGUCCCGAGUGGUCGGCGGAUUGAGCAAAGGCAACGUCAGCCUCUCCGCCGCCAUCGUUGCCGACUUGCCGUCUCCCCGAGCCCGGAGCAAGGGCAUGGCCAUGAUCGGGAUCGCCUUCUCGCUGGGGUUCACCGUGGGCCCCUUGAUUGGCGCCUGCUUGGCCGCGGAGUCCGGGAAAGGAGCCCCCUUCUACCUUCCUUCAGCCCUGCUCGCCCUCGGCUUCGCCGUCUCCGACCUGCUCUUCAUUUACCGCCUGCUGCCGGAGACUCUCCCCGAAGAAAAGCGGGCGCCCUCGGUGAAGUCGGGAUUCCAAGCAGCGGCCGACCUGCUCAGCCCUGUCUCCUUGUUCCGGUUUUCCGCGGUCACCCGAGGGCCGGACGGCCCCUGCGGAGAAAAACUUGAGAAUUUGAAGGUUCUGGGUGCGGUGUACUUCCUCUAUCUGUUCUUGUUCUCGGGGCUGGAGUACACCCUCACCUUUGUCACCCACCAACGCUUCCAGUUCAGCAGCAUGCAGCAGGGGAAGAUGUUCUUCUUCAUCGGGAUCACCAUGGCGGCCAUCCAGGGAGGCUACACAAGGAGAAUUGAACCGGGCACCGAGAUCCGGGCUGUGAAACGGGCCAUCCUGCUGCUGGUGCCCGCCUUCCUGCUCAUCGGCUGGACCGGCGGCAUCCCGGGCCUGGCCGCCGGCCUGCUGCUCUACUCCUUCGCUGCCGCCGUGGUGGUGCCGAGCUUGUCGGCGGUGGUCUCCGGCUACGGUUCGGCCGGUCAGAAAGGAAGGAUUAUGGGGACGCUGAGGAGCCUGGGGGCACUGGCCAGAGCCGUGGGGCCCAUCCUCGCAGCCACAGCGUACUGGCUGGCGGGAGCCGAGCUGUGCUACACCCUGUGCGCCGCGCUCUUCCUGCUUCCCGUCCUGCUCCUCGGCCGCCUGCGGCAGGAGAUCAAGACCGACUAAGCGCCCCGCCCCGCCUCACCGGCCCCAGCCCUUCCACUGCCUCCCCUUAUUGAUGAGUCCCACUCGGCCCGGAGCCGGAGGUCGGGGGACCGGGCGAAGGGUGUCGCGGGGCCGGGGCCGGGGAACGGGGCUCCUCUCGCCCAGGAGCGCGGAGGGGCCCUUCUCCGCGGAAGCAGCGGAGCCGGCGAAACCGGACGGCUCCGGUCCGGCUCGGGAAGGGGUGUCGGAGCGCCGGCCUCUGGGGCCCGAGUUUGGUCUCCCGUGAGGGCGACGGGGUCGGAUGUCGAGCGUCCUGGCGGUCUUUGGGACAGAAACCCGAACACGGAAUUAAAUCGGGGUUUUGCUGUUGCACGACAA
This is a messenger RNA of Ornithorhynchus anatinus (platypus), 1981 nucleotides long. RefSeq names its product major facilitator superfamily domain containing 10 (gene SLC75A1). The transcript has 13 exons. The coding region runs from base 209 to 1624 and encodes 471 amino acids. Gene Ontology annotation, biological process: transmembrane transport. Gene Ontology annotation, cellular component: brush border membrane. NCBI's taxonomy places the organism in Eukaryota, Metazoa, Chordata, Mammalia, Monotremata, Ornithorhynchidae. Gene Ontology annotation, molecular function: transmembrane transporter activity. The record is from RefSeq and is a predicted model, not a curated record.